AUGCGCUUAAAGCUUAUAAUCCUGAACACAAUUGGAGAAAGAAUGACAAAGAGAGAGACUUUUGAUGAUGACCAGGAAAGUUUAUUGAAGAACGAUAAUAGUGAAACAGGUGAUGACCCUAAGAUUAACUACAGAGGGUGGAAGGUCAUGCCCUUUAUUAUAGGAAAUGAGAUUUUUGAGAAGCUAGGAGCCAUUGGUACUUUAUCCAAUCUAUUAGUCUAUCUAACUACAGUAUUCAACUUGGAAAACAUCACGGCUACAAAUAUUAUCAACAUCUUCAAUGGCAGCACCAACUUUGCUACAUUAAUAGGAGCUUUUCUAUCUGAUGCCUUUUUUGGUCGCUACAAGAUAUUGGCAUUCUGCACAGUGGCUUCCUUUGUGGGUUUGUUUGCAAUCCAACUGACAGCGGCAGUUGAGAAGUUGCAUCCACCUCACUGUGAAGAUUCCACCACAUGCCAAGGGCCAACAGAGGGGCAAAUGACAUUUCUAAAGACUAGUUUAGGAUUAUUGAUGGUAGGAGCUGCAGGGAUUCGACCAUGUAACUUAGCAUUUGGUGCUGAUCAGUUUAAUCCUAACACGGAGUCUGGGAAGAAGGGGAUCAAUAGCUUCUUCAAUUGGUACUUUUUCACUUUCACUGUUGCUCAGAUGAUCUCCUUAACAAUUAUUGUCUAUAUACAGUCAAAUGUAAGUUGGGCAGUGGGUCUGGGAAUUCCUGCAUCUUUGAUGUUUGUAUCUUCUAUAAUCUUCUUCAUGGGGUCCAAAAUGUAUGUGAAAGUUAAACCAAGUGGUAGCCCUAUAACUAGUAUAGUGCAAGUUAUAGUGGUUGCAACAAAGAAAAGGAGGCUGAAGCUCCCGGAAUAUCUAUAUCCUUCCCUCUUCAACUAUGUGACUCCCAAGUCAAUGAAUUCUAAACUUCCCUAUACAUAUCAAUUCAGGUUCCUUGACAAAGCAGCAAUCAUGACUCCCCAAGAUCAAAUAAACCCCAAUGGAUCUGCUACUGAUCCCUGGAAUCUUUGCAGUAUGCAGCAAGUGGAAGAGGUUAAAUGCCUGUUGAGAGUGUUACCCAUAUGGGUUUCAGGCAUUUUGUACUUUAUUGUAAUUGUUCAACAGCACACCAUUUUAGUGUUCCAAGCCCUUUUAUCUGACAGGCGUAUUGGGCAAAGUGAGUUCUUGAUCCCAGGAGCUUCCUACUACGUCUUUCUGAUGAUUACUGUGGCAAUUUGGUUACCCAUCUACGACCGAAAAGUUGUGCCUUUACUCCAAAGGCUCACUGGAAAAGAGGGUGGCAUCACAUUCCUUCAGAGAAUGGGUAUUGGAAUAUUUUUCUCUAUACUUAGCAUGCUAGUAUCUGCUAGGGUUGAACAGCGCCGCAGGACCCUGGCUUUGAUUAAUCCUCUGGGAGUAGUAACAAGAAAAGGUGCAAUCUCAUCAAUGUCAGGUCUGUGGCUGAUUCCUCAGCUGAUAUUAGCAGGAUUGGCAGAAGCAUUUAUGACUGUGGCACAAGUUGAGUUUUACUACAAACAAUUUCCUGAGAACAUGAGAAGCAUUGCAGGUUCUCUUUACUACUGUGGACAUGCAGGGUCAAGUUAUUUGAGUAGUCUGCUUAUUUCAGUUAUUCACCAAGUCACUGCCAAAUCUGAAACUGGGAACUGGUUACCGGAGGAUCUUAACAAGGGAAGAUUGGAUAAGUUCUAUUGCCUCAUUGCUGCUCUAGAAAUUAUUAAUUUAGGUUACUUUGUGUUCUGUGCAAGGUGGUUUAGGUACAAAGGCACGAGCAGCAGUUCUAUUGAACUCGAAAAAGUGACAAAACAAUCGGAAAAAGGUGCUAAUGGUCUUGAUGAUUCGAGUCUAUAG
Messenger RNA from Sphenostylis stenocarpa, 1854 nucleotides. The record is from the annotation of a GenBank genome assembly. NCBI's taxonomy places the organism in Eukaryota, Viridiplantae, Streptophyta, Magnoliopsida, Fabales, Fabaceae.